AAAAAUUAAAGCGAGUUGGCGCGCUUUGUUCAUACAAACAAAGAUCAGAUACCUAUAUAAAUAGUAAAGAAGAUGAUUACCAAAAUAAUAAUAAUAAUAAUAACAACAAUAAUUUCUUUUAAUAAACUCAAAUGACUCAACAACGUGUUUAUGUUCUCGGCGGUACUGGUAAUGUUGGUACCAAAGCCGUUCAGGACCUUGUUUCUCAUGGCGUGUCUGUCACUCUCUUUGCUCGUGAUCCAGCAAAGGUCAAGUCCAUGUUUGCCUCUCAUGCUCAUCUAGUCAACGUUGUUCAAGGCGAUUAUCAAGACUUAACACCCAUCAAGGAAACCAUCCGUGGCCAUGAUCGUCUCUUGCUUAGUAUCUUUGACAAUGAUCGUCCUGCAGAGAUCAAAGGCACCAUUGCUAAAUACGCUUACGACGCCGGCGUCAAGCAAAUUGUCAAUAUUUCUACACUUCAUAUCAGCUUUGGUUAUCGUAACGGUUUUAUUCCUGCCGGUCAAUUAGAUGCUGAAAAUGCCAUGAUGGCUAUUCCAGGCCGUGGUCGUCUUGUCUCAUUGCGUCCUGGUCACUUUAUGUCAAAUUUGUUCAUGUCGCAUAUAAGUGCACAAGGUGCUCUCUAUGAAGACAGUGAACCUGAAGAACUUCUUGGUAUGAUCUCUCCGAAUGAUAUUGGUGCUGUAGCUGCGGUGGUAUUACAAGAAGAUGUGGAGAAGCACAAGGACAGCGUCUAUAAUAUGAUAGGUGAUAUUGUGACUCCAAAUGAGAUGGCUGCCACCUUGUCUCGUAUCCUUGGACGUGAAAUUCCUUUUAGAAAAAUUUCUCCUGUUGAAAAAUACCAUAUGUUGAUCAAAGUGGGUGUACCUCAUACUGUUGCUGUCGAUAUUGUGGAUAAUUUUAAGCUUGGUAUCAAGCCAAGUAUCAAUCCCAUCAUUGAAAUUCUACUAGGCAGAAAACCUCAAACUUUAGAAGAAUACCUUUCUAUCAACAAGGACCGUAUUUAGAUCACAAUC
Molecule: messenger RNA, 1013 nt
Organism: Gilbertella persicaria
Lineage: Eukaryota; Fungi; Mucoromycota; Mucoromycetes; Mucorales; Choanephoraceae
Exons: 1
Coding region: 132-1004 (290 amino acids)
Source: RefSeq, a predicted model, not a curated record